GUUGUCUGGGAAUCGAAAAACGACACGUGGACACAACGGAAUUACAAAAAGAUGCUUGAUGGACUAGUAAAUGUAAAGCCCAGGAGGAGAUUCACUGGCUUUGAUGGCUCGUCGGCUGUUUCUCCUCAUCCUCGCCGUCACGGCGGAGUUGAGCCUGAAUGUAGCCACCGCGGGAGCCGUCGGCGUAAAUUGGGGGACGGAAGCGUCGCACCCUCUUCCGCCUUCGAAGGUUGUAGAGCUUCUGAAAUCCAACAGCAUUGCCAAGGUGAAGCUCUUCGAUGCCGACCCAAAAGUUCUCCGAGCUCUCUCUGGUUCUAAUAUUGGUGUCACUGUCGGAAUCCCUAAUUCCAUGGUUAAGAGCUUGAAUGCAUCCAGAAAGGUUGCAGAGAGCUGGGUCCAUGACAAUGUCACUCGUUACUUCAAUGGUGGAAACAGAGUUCGAAUCGAGUACGUAGCAGUUGGAGAUGAGCCAUUUCUCCAGAGCUAUGGCAAUCAGUAUAGGCCUUUUGUCAUUGGAGCAGCUAUGAACAUCCAAAAUGCUUUAGCUAAGGCAAGCUUGGCUAGUGAAGUGAAGGUCGUAGUGCCUUCCAGCUUUGACUCCUUUCUUUCUAAAUCUGGUAGACCGUCUUCAGGACACUUCAGGGCUGACCUCAACAAGACAAUGAUCGAACUCCUCUCCUUUCUCACAAAGCAUCACUCUCCCUUCUUUGUCACAAUCUCUCCUUUUCUAAGCUUUCACCAGAACAAGAACAUCUCCCUCGACUUUAGCCUCUUCAAAGAAACAGCACAGGCUCACAAAGAUGGACGUAAAACCUACAGAAACAGCUAUGAUCUGAGCUACGACACACUUGCGUCUGCAUUGUCCUCAAUUGGAUUCUCAGAUGUGGAUAUCGUCGUCUCAAAGAUUGGUUGGCCUACAGAUGGAGCAGCCAAUGCCACAUCACCUACUGCUGAGGUCUUCUUGAAAGGACUGAUGGGUCACUUGGAGAAAAAGACGGGUUCUCUGCUGCGUCCACCAAUUGAAACCUACAUUGGAAGCCUCUUGGACGAAGAUCAGAGAAACAUAUCUUCUGGGAACUUUGAGAGACACUGGGGAGUAUUCACAUUCGAUGGUCAAGCCAAAUACGGUUUCAGUUUCAACCAUAAUUCGAAGAAACUGGUUAACGCGCAGAACGUUCAGUACCUUCCUCCCAAGUGGUGUGUGGUGAACAAUAACAAGGACUUGUCAAACGCAUCAGCAAGAUUAUUAGAAGCGUGUGCUGUCGCAGACUGCACAUCGAUACUUCCUGGCGGGACGUGUGCAGGCAUCGGAUGGCCAGGCAACGUCUCAUACGCGUUCAAUAGCUUGUAUCAGCAAAAUGAUCACAGUGCAGAAAGCUGCAGCUUUGGUGGACUUGGUCUGAUCACUACAGUUGAUCCUUCCGUGGAUAAUUGCAGGUUCUCGAUUCAACUUGAUACUUCUCAUUCAUCUUCCCAAAAUCCUAUUUUCUGUCAGCGUUGGCCUCUCCUCUUGUUGUUAUUCCUACUGUCUGGACUCUUUUAAAGCACAAAUUUUGGAUUUGCCUCA
Molecule: messenger RNA, 1567 nt
Organism: Capsella rubella
Lineage: Eukaryota; Viridiplantae; Streptophyta; Magnoliopsida; Brassicales; Brassicaceae
Product: glucan endo-1,3-beta-glucosidase 9
Exons: 3
Coding region: 104-1543 (479 amino acids)
Biological process (GO): carbohydrate metabolic process
Cellular component (GO): plasma membrane
Molecular function (GO): hydrolase activity, hydrolyzing O-glycosyl compounds
Source: RefSeq, a predicted model, not a curated record